Pteronotus mesoamericanus is the source of this 1518-nucleotide messenger RNA. Its product is annotated as zinc finger protein 709-like. The record is from RefSeq and is a predicted model, not a curated record. Lineage: Eukaryota; Metazoa; Chordata; Mammalia; Chiroptera; Mormoopidae.
AUGAACAAGAAAGCUCUUGGAAGAAAACCACGUGAAUACAGCGUGUAUGGGAAAGUCUUCACACAGCAGUCGUCUCAUCAUGGGAACAUCAGAUGUCACACUGGACACAAGCCAUAUGGAGGGAAGCCAUUCAACUGUUGUCUGCAGUGUACUGAAAAACAUGAAGAAAAUCACAAUGGAGAGAAACCUUAUGAACAUAACAUAUGUGAUGAAGCCUUCAGUUCCAGUUAUGUUCAAGUAGAUGAAACCAGAGAAAAAAUUUUUAAGUAUAAGACACGUGGGAUAGCAUUUAGUGAUCUCUCAAUCCUUCCAGCACAUGUGAUCACUCACCCUGGAGAUGGACCUCAUAAAUGCAAGGAAAAUGAGAAAGCAUCCAUUUCUCCCAGUUCAUUUAAAAUACGUGAAAGGAGUCACACUGAAAAGAAACUCUAUGAAUGUAAACAAUGCGGCAAAGCCUACAGACAUCGCAGUUCUUUACAAACACAUGAAAGAAGUCAUUCUGGAGAGAAACCCUAUAAAUGUAAAGCAUGUGGAAAAGCAUUCACUUGUCUCAAAUAUCUUCAAAAACAUGAAAGGAUGCAUACGGGAAGGAAACCCUAUGAAUGUAAGCAAUGUGGCAAAGCCUUCAAAUACUACGACUCCUUAAAAGCACACAGUGAUCACACAGGAGAGAAACUCUAUGAAUGUGAAGGAUGUGGUAAAGCUUACAGUGGCCCUACUGCCUUGAAAACACACAAAAGAACUCACACAGGAGAGAAACCCUAUGAAUGUAAGAAAUGUGGAACAGCCUUUAGGUAUUACAAUUCUUUACAAACACUCGAAAGAAGUCACACUGGAGAGAAACCCUAUAAAUGUAAAACAUGUGGAAAAGAAUUCAGUUGUCUUAGUUAUCUUCGAAGACAUACAAGGACUCACACAGGAGAGAAGCCCUAUGAAUGUAAGGAAUGUGGGAAAGGUUACAGCGAUUACACUUCUUUAAAAGCACAUGAGAGGAGUCACACCGGAGAAAGACCCUAUGAAUGUAAAACAUGUAGUAAAGCAUUCAGUAGUCCCAGUUACCUUCGGAAACAUGAAAGAAGUCACACUGAAGAAAAACCUUAUGAAUAUAGAGGAUGUAAUAAAGCCAGAUAUUACACUACCUUAGAAUCAUACGAAUGGAUUUACACAGGAAAGAAACCCUAUGAAUGUAAGGAAUGUGGAAAAAGAUACAAAAAUCACAUUUCCUUAAAAACACAUGAAAGAACUCACACUGGAGAGAAACCCUACAAAUGUAAAACAUGUGGAAAAGAGUUUAGUUGUCCCGAUUAUCUUCGAAAACACAAAAGGACUCACACAGGAGAGAAACCCUAUGAAUGUAAGCAAUGUGAUAAAAGUUAUACUGAUCAUACUUCCUUAAAAACGCAUGAAAGAACUCACACUGGAGAGAAACCCUAUGAAUGUAAAACAUGUGGAAAAGGGUUUAGUUGUCUUAAUUAUCUUCGAAAACAUGAAAGGACUCCCCAUGUGAAGGAAACGUGA